This is a messenger RNA of Solea senegalensis (Senegalese sole), 1093 nucleotides long. RefSeq names its product apolipoprotein D-like. Gene Ontology annotation, molecular function: lipid binding. Gene Ontology annotation, biological process: lipid transport; tissue regeneration; brain development. The record is from RefSeq and is a predicted model, not a curated record. The coding region runs from base 427 to 996 and encodes 189 amino acids. Lineage: Eukaryota; Metazoa; Chordata; Actinopteri; Pleuronectiformes; Soleidae. The transcript has 5 exons.
UUUAAAUACAGGAUAGUGAUGAGAUAGCACACCAGGUUUAACAUCUAACACAUCAUUAGACCAAGCACUGAGGCUGUAGAUACUACAAUGUGAGGACACAAUAUAUAACUUCACGUUGUGCCUUAAUCCUUUAAUUUGCAUCUGUAUUAUUUCUUUGGCAUUUGAUAUUCUCUUGGAAAAGAAAGUGUCGGUGACAUAACUGGACCACUAAUACUACACUACAAUACCAGCAGUGACCUGCCUGUUUGAACAGGUGCCAGCUCUCACACUUUACAGACCGUCACAAGUUUUGCAUGAAGGAGGGGCCAGAGAAUUACACAGGUCACUGAUGAAACUGUGGGUCCGUGGAUCCAUAAAAGAUGGUCAGAGACUGAACAUCCUGCACUCCGGUGAUUGCUGAUUACACACAGGUUGUGGUGAUUAAAAAUGAAGACUAUGCAGGUUCUGUCCUUGACUCUGCUGUCUGUUCUUGCAGCCAGCGCUCAGAUCUUUAAGUUUGGCAAAUGUCCCAAACCUGACGUUCAGGCUAACUUUGAUGCAACCAGGUAUAUUGGGAAGUGGUAUGAGAUCCAGAAGCUCCCAACAACCUUCCAGAAAGGUGAGUGCGGCACUGCCACCUACAGCCUGAAGAGUCCUGGAGUCAUCGGUGUCCUCAACAGCGAGCUGCUGGAUGAUGGAACCAUUAACUCUAUCGUCGGCUCUGCCAAGGUUAAAAACCCAGCCGAGCCUGCCAAACUGGAGGUCUCCUUUGACUUAUCUCCGCCUGGUCCCUACUGGGUGCUCUCCACCGACUACGACGGUCACUCUCUGGUCUACGGCUGCACAGACUUCGGCCUGUUCCGCAUGGAGCUGUCCUGGAUCCUGAGCAGGGAGCCCACACUGUGCGAGGAGACCGUUGAGCACCUGCACAGCAUCCUGACCUCCGUCGGUGUCAAUGUGGACAAGAUGGUCCCCACCAACCAGGACACAGACUAUUGCAGUGCUAUGGUCCAGUAAAUGCAGGACUGCGAUGACACUGCAGUGUGUUUGUGUGUGUGUGUGUUGCCUCCUCUGUGUCUGUGCAAAAUCAAUGCAAAUAAACCUGUAGAAAGAA